UUUUAGGUCACAUGCCUGGAACUCUCUGUCCCCCAGGUGCCCCUUUCCCUCCAAGACCCUCUCCCAUUUAGACUCAUAGUCUCCCCCUUGGAUUGGAAGCUCCUUGAGCACAGGGACCGCCCUUCACCUUUCUUGGUACCCCCGGUGCUUAGUCGUCCGGUUCGCCCGCGGCAGGGCUCACUCACCAUGACCUGAUGCACUUCUCCGAAGAACAGGAGGUGCAGUGUUCAGAGCGGCCCUUGUUAAGGUGGCUGCCAUCUGGUCGGCUUUGUGCCAGGCUCUGAAGAGAGAACACAAUCCCCACCCCCGAGGAACUUUGUAUUCCACCGGGACAAAGCAACAUGUGUCUGGAACGUUAAAUACAAACUAUAUGCAAAGUCAUUUCCUGGAGUGGGGCAUUAUGGCCUCCCGUAAUGGAGGACCUGGGAUGGAGCUGCCAGGUAACUUAGGCCGAGGGCACAGGCCCAGGGGAAAGGAAGGGGCCCCUGGCCGCCCCUUUGGAGCUAACCCCACGGGAAGGUGAGAGCCAAGGCUGACCAGGCCCCAGGACUCCGGGUGCCGCGUGUGGGCAAGGCUGGGGCUUUCCACCCGCCACGUGUUCAUUACUGGGUGUUUGAUGAACCCCACAGCCAAUGUGUGCUUUGGGGCAUUGAUUUUAACUUUGGGCCCCAGCCUGCCAUCCUUUUCAGGGGAAGUUUUGUGUCACUUUUAAGCUGUGUCCUCCUCCUGCUGUCUGGGGAUUCCUGUUUUUGAGGGAGGUCCUGGGCAAUGUUUUCCUUCUCCCUGCUGAUGUUUUCUUGUUCCUUCUUCACGAUAACCUUAGCAGUUAUCUAUCAUGGUGGCCGGAGAGCUGUGGAGGCCCCCCUCUGACCCAUGCUGGCCCAGUGACCCCGGGCAGUGGCUCCCAGACUCGUUGGAGAAAGAAAAUAUUGUGGGUCAGACAGCAGGACUGUUCUGGUGCCGCCCAUCCCCUCUGCUCUUCUGACCCAGGAGGUUGAAUUCUCAUAUCCUCCCCUGAUCACAGGAGAAGGCCAUGACAGUCACUCCCUACCCGAAGAGUGGAAGUAUUUGCCUUUCCUCGCCCUGCCCGAUGGAGCUCACAACUACCAGGAAGAUACUGUGUUUUUCCACCUGCCCCCCAGAAAUGGAAACGGGAUGACAGUGUAUGGUGUCUCUUGCUACAGACAGAUUGAAGCCAAGGCACUCAAAGUCAGACAGGCGGAUGUAACCAGAGAAACUGUCCAGAAAAGCGUCUGCGUUCUAAGCCAGCUGCCUCUCUAUGGUUUACUCCAAGCAAAACUGCAGCUCAUUACACAUGCCUAUUUUGAAGAGAAGGAUUUUUCCCAAAUUUCAAUCCUAAAGGAACUCUAUGAGCAUAUGAAUAGUUCCUUGGGAGGAGCUUCCAUCGAAGGGUCCCAAGUAUACCUUGGUCUGUCCCCAAGAGAUCUGGUCCUUCAGUUUCGACACAAGGUCUUAAUCCUAUUUAAGCUGAUUCUUCUGGAGAAAAAGGUUCUGUUUUAUAUUUCUCCAGUGAAUAGAUUGGUAGGUGCCCUAAUGACUGUGUUAUCCCUUUUUCCAGGGAUGAUAGAACAUGGCCUCCGGGACUGCUCCCAGUACAGGCCCCGCAAGAGCCUAUCUGAGGAUGCGGGGCUCCACCCCACUCCCCCUCCCGCGGAUGACUAUGUUUCUGGGUCUGUUGCUGACGGUCCAAGCACAGAUUCAGCGACGAGCCAGAAAAAAGUGUCCAGGAACCACGGAGGGGACGCCCCAAAGGCAGAUGGGAUCGUGUCCCCAGCAGCCAAAGAUGUGGGCAGCGCGCAAGCCUCCAAUGGCCCCGGGCAGCCCGGGAGACUUCCUGGGCCCGUGACCUCCGAGGCAUCGGAAAAGCCACGGGAGCCCCCGAACUCUGGCAUCUUGGAGGGCACAAGCGUGAAAAAAAGGGAACAGGGGGAGCCUGAACAAAUAAACUUCCUUCCGAGGGACUCCGUGCCCUCUGAAAGCGCUCCGAUUACUGUGCAGCCCCAAGCCAACCUGGGCCAGGUGGUGCUCGUGCCGGGACUCGUCUCAGGCUUGGAAGAGGACCAGUACGGAAUGCCCUUGGCCAUCUUCACCAAGGGCUACCUCUGCUUGCCAUACAUGGCCUUGCAGCAGCAUCACCUGCUCUCCGACGUGACUGUCCGAGGAUUUGUGGCCGGGGCGACCAACAUCCUUUUUCGGCAGCAGAAGCACCUCAGUGAUGCCAUUGUUGAGGUGGAGGAAGCGGUCGUUCACAUCCACGACCCAGAGCUGAGGAAGAUCCUGAGCCCGACCACCGCCGACCUGCGGUUCGCCGACGACCUGGUGAAGCAUGUGACCGAAAACAGGGACGACGUGUUCCUGGAUGGGACCGGCUGGGAGGGAGGCGACGAGUGGAUCCGGGCGCAAUUUGCGGUCUAUGUCCACGCCCUGCUGGCUGCCUCGCUGCAGUUAGAUAACGAAAAGUUGCUGUCGGACUAUGGGGCCACGUUUGUCGCAGCCUGGAAGAACACGCACAACUACAGGGUCUGGAACAGCAACCGACACCCGGCUCUGGCAGAAAUAAACCCAAACCACCCCUUCCAGGGCCAGUAUUCGGUGUCGGACAUGAAGCUGAGGUUCUCCCACUCUGUCCAGAACAGCGAGCGGGGCAAAAAGAUUGGCAAUGCCGUGGUCACAACGAGCCGGAACGUCGUGCAGACCGGGAAAGCCGUGGGCCAGUCUGUUGGAGGAGCUCUGUCCAGUGCAAAAACAGCCAUGUCCUUGUGGCUGUCCACUUUGACCCAGUCAACCACGCAGGGGGGUCUCACCGACCCCUCUGAGGGGAAACACUGAGAGAGACGGGCAGAGCCUGCUGGGAGAUCGGACCUUCUUGCCGCCUUCGGGACCCUGGAUGCACGUGUGGGAGAAGCGACACGCCGGACUGUUUGGUGGCCGAACGUGGCCGACGGUUGCUCUCGGUGUAUUUUUAAAAUACUGUAUGUGAGCGGGUGAAUGAGUGGCGUGUGUGAAAGAAUGGCCCUUACGGGGUGGCCCUCUAGAACGGUUGCUUAAUUGACUACUUUCAUUUCAAUCUGAGCCUAACUCAUACAGACUCAGAAAUGGACCACGUGAUGGUUUGGAUUUUCUGAUUUUGUACAUUUCUUUGUCCAUAGAAGUUGUUUAUGUAAAUUAUAGUUAUGUUUCACCUUUUGGAUAGACAGAUGCAUAUUAUAAUUUGUUCAUUAAAUAUAAUAUUAUAUAAUGAUUCCUCUCAAAUUGGGCCCACAAAUGUUACUUGGCCCUUGGCUUUGGCCGUUUGGAGCCCUUUGCCGUUGGGGGAUUUUUUCCCAUUUUUUUCUAUUCUAAAUGAAUUCAAGCAGAGGUGUAGACUCAUCAUUAGGUGACAAGGGUAGAAAUUUGCUGUUUCCCAGCCCAGCCUGUCCUUUGCUUUCCCCAGCCCAGGCACUAGUGUCUUGUGUCUUGCAACUCAAAGAUGAUGAUGGGAAAAAAAAUUGAGGUUUUGUAAAGUAAUUAUCUAAUCCUUGCAAACUCCCCUGGCCGGCCCACCCGCUCCCCCAGCUUUUCCUACUGCAGCCCCAGAAGGGGAGAAGCAGGCCCCAGUUUGGCUGGUUUGGACCAGUGUCCACGCUAUUGGAAGCACUGGCUUCCUCAUGGUAUUUUUCAAGAUGGCUGCUCUUUGUGUCUCCCUGAGCCUUCCCCCUGCAGCGGGGCUCGCAGUCUGGGUCUCCCUUCUUCCUCUGUGGGUUCUCCCGGGAUUUUUGUUCCUCCGGCUUGCCGGCCUUUCUCUCUUCCCAGCUGAAAGCCAUUCUUCUUUAAGGGAUUUUUAGAAGAACAACAAAAAACAACAGGUCAGACGGGAGCCCCUCUCAGUGCAGAUCUGUGCAAUCUGAGUGUUUCAGGGCAAGGAACGGAGCCGGGGAGGCCAGAAAGGAAGGUCACCGCCCCCCCCCCCGGCCAGCCUCAUGGUUUUUGGGCCCAGGCAUGGGGGAUGCUGCUCUUGCCCUGAAGGGCUUCUGCUGGUCUUCUGUGACACAUGCAGACCAGGGCGUAUUUCCUGCCAGUCACAAACUUAGUAACAGGAAGCGGCUCCUGCAUGGGGCUGAGGCCGGAGGAUGGGGAUGGUGGCCUCCCGGCCUCCCUCUGGUGACCUCCCUGCCCCAUCCCCCCGGUCUGCCACCUUCUUCUCUUGUGCCAGGCGUGGGCCAGGCUCUUGUCCGGGCUGUUCCCCCCCAAGCAGGUUGUGUGAAGGGGGAGCUCCCGGACAGGAGCAGCCCUGAGACCUCAGAGGGCCUGGGAGCUGCUCUGUCCUUCCCAGGCCGAGGUUUCCAGAGUAGAGCUACCUUCCCUCUCCCAGCAGGAGGUAACCGGGCCAGGUCUGUCAGAGGAACUGGGGAGCCUGCUUGGGGAGACCCUCUCAGGGGCCGGGACGGGUGUGGCAGCUGGGCUCGCCCUCAUUGGGAAUCUCUACCUCGGAGGGACUUUCCCUUUGCGUUCUUUUAAGGAAGGGCCAUAAUUUCAUGGAUUGAGCAUGAGCCAGGAGCAGAGAAGGGGGGGCCGGGCCCCAGCCCAGGACUUGUGACCUCUCCAGGCUCCCAUGUCCCUUAAGAGGGAAGAGCCACAGCUUGGGAUCUGGUUUCCUAGGGAAGGCCUUGCCCGUAUCUGUUUCACCCCCAGCCUAGGAAGACCCCAGAGUGCAUUUUUUCUGUGACUCUGGAGGUCUAGCAGGGAGUCUGGGGGCCCAGGCCCUGCACAGGGGUCCCACUGAUCCCUGGACUGAACAGCCCAUGCCAUGAGCCUUUGCCUCCAUGGCCCAUCCCCGGGCCUGGCUGCCCAGGGAGGAGAUGCUGGCGGGCAGGCCCUGGAGGAACUCUAGUGGCCCAGAAUACCCCAGGUGGGCAGGGACCAUCCCGGUGAGUGCCCCCCACAAGGAAGAUGCUCGCCCCACAGAGAGGCUGGAGGCUCAUUCUGUAGACUCCACAGUGAUUCCCCUUCUCCCCAGGAGCCACCCAUUGGCAAGUCCACAGGCCCCUCAGACCAACCAGUCUCAGCCUCCUGCUUUUAAGAAAUCUUUUUUGAGGCGAUGACCCCGGCACCGGAUGUGAUUCCUCGGGGGGAUCGGUGUUUAGAACUAUGAGGUUUGUCAGGUGGGAUGUCAGAGCGGGGUCAGGGAAGACCCUGAGUAAGGGAAGCCCGAGCUGAGGCCUUUCCGGUUCCCGGGUCAGUGUCCGGAGAAGCAUCUCGUGCCCUGAGGGAUUCUUUUGGAGGGAGCGGGGGAUCAUCAAUUAAUGAUCCGAGUUUAAAGUUUCAGAUGAAGAGAUGCUGUUGUGCCCAAGCAGACUCGGUCCCACUCUCGGGCCUGGUUUCUAUUAAGUAAGACGAGCCUUGGGCAAGACUUGGAGCUUUCGCUGGAGCCGCUCCAUGGGAGCCGGGAAUCAAGUCCUUGAUCCCUAGAGUUUCUAAGGGAGAAACAGUGAUCUCGGUGGGAGAUGGCGCAG
Messenger RNA from Sarcophilus harrisii (Tasmanian devil), 5513 nucleotides. It is a transcript of the gene AVL9, whose product is annotated as AVL9 cell migration associated. The record is from RefSeq and is a predicted model, not a curated record. Gene Ontology annotation, cellular component: cytoplasm. The transcript has 16 exons. Bases 1156 to 2850 code for a protein of 564 amino acids. NCBI's taxonomy places the organism in Eukaryota, Metazoa, Chordata, Mammalia, Dasyuromorphia, Dasyuridae.